Molecule: messenger RNA, 2816 nt
Organism: Pygoscelis adeliae (Adelie penguin)
Lineage: Eukaryota; Metazoa; Chordata; Aves; Sphenisciformes; Spheniscidae
Gene: SMARCD3
Product: SWI/SNF related, matrix associated, actin dependent regulator of chromatin, subfamily d, member 3
Exons: 13
Coding region: 92-1549 (485 amino acids)
Biological process (GO): regulation of transcription by RNA polymerase II
Cellular component (GO): SWI/SNF complex; nucleus
Source: RefSeq, a predicted model, not a curated record
CCAGCAGGACUCAGAGGGGAGAGUUGGAGAAAAAGGCAGAAAAGGGAAAGAAAGAGGAAGAGAGAGAGUGAGAGAGGCUGAGCAGACCCUGAUGGCUACAGACGAAGUUACAGGAGGGGCUCGCAAAGCUACGAAAAGCAAACUUUUUGAGUUUCUGGUCCAUGGGGUGCGACCUGGGAUGCCAUCAGGAGCUCGAAUGCCCCAUCAGGGGGCUCCCAUGGGUCCCCCAGGCCCCCCAUACGUUGGAAGCCCCUCAGUGCGACCUGGGAUGCCCCAGACCGUGAUGGAAACAACAAGAAAACGCACUGCACCACAGCAGGUCCAGCAACAGCAGGUGCAGCAGCAGGUGCAACAGCAGCAGCAAGCCACUCAGAACCGAACUAGGAGUGCCAAGAGGAGGAAGAUGGCUGACAAAAUUCUCCCUCAGAGGAUCCGGGAGCUGGUUCCUGAGUCCCAGGCCUACAUGGAUCUGUUGGCCUUUGAACGCAAACUAGACCAGACCAUUAUGCGGAAGCGUGUGGAUAUUCAGGAAGCGCUGAAGAGGCCAAUGAAGCAAAAGCGGAAACUGAGACUUUACAUCUCCAACACAUUUAAUCCUGCAAAAUCUGACGCUGAUGACUCUGAUGGCAGCAUUGCUUCAUGGGAGCUGCGAGUGGAGGGGAAGCUCCUGGAUGACCUCAGCAAACAGAAACGGAAGUUUUCCUCUUUUUUUAAGAGUUUGGUUAUUGAACUGGACAAAGAUCUUUAUGGACCUGACAACCAUCUUGUGGAGUGGCACAGAACUCCCACAACCCAGGAAACGGAUGGCUUCCAGGUGAAAAGACCCGGUGAUGUCAGCGUGCGGUGCACAUUACUCCUCAUGUUGGACUACCAGCCUCCACAGUUUAAACUGGACCCGCGAUUAGCCCGUUUGCUGGGGAUACACACACAGACCCGAUCAGCCAUCAUCCAGGCUCUCUGGCAGUACAUCAAAACAAAUAAGCUGCAAGACUCCCAUGAUAAGGAAUACAUUAACUGCGACAAGUACUUCCAGCAGAUCUUUGACUGUCCACGGCUAAAGUUUUCUGAAAUUCCUCAGAGACUCACUAACCUGUUGCUGCCACCAGACCCUAUAGUGAUAAACCAUAUCAUCAGUGUUGACCCCAACGAUCAGAAGAAGACGGCUUGUUAUGACAUAGAUGUAGAAGUUGAAGACCCAUUAAAGGGACAGAUGAGUAGUUUUCUUCUCUCAACAGCUAACCAACAGGAGAUUACAGCAUUGGACAACAAGAUUCAUGAGACAAUCGAAUCAAUAAAUCAGUUAAAAAUACAACGUGAUUUCAUGCUGAGUUUCUCCAAAGAUCCCAAAGGAUACAUCCAAGACCUUCUCCGGUCCCAAAGUAGGGAUCUUAAGGUGAUGACUGAUGUAGUUGGAAACCCAGAGGAAGAACGCAGAGCUGAAUUUUAUCAUGAGCCAUGGUCUCAAGAGGCUGUGAGCAGAUAUUUCUAUUGCAAGAUCCAGCAGCGCCGGCAAGAACUGGAACAAUCUCUGGGAGUGCGCAACACAUAAGUACUGCUCACAAUAUCCCAUUGGCAUCAUGACCACCAAACCAGUGGACUUUUCAGUGUUACUUAGCUCACUGUUACACAUGGACCUGCUUCCUGACUGGAUGAGAAUGUACCAUCAACACACCAGUCAGAACACCAGCUUUAGAGUGACCCUUGAAAAUCUUGCCCAUGGGGGUGUCUCAAACCAUUCCAGGCCAGAGACAGCGCUGUGCAAGUGUCAGUGUUAAAGAAGGUUCAUUCAUCAACGCGCAUCAUUAAGUUUUAGUGGAAAUUUCGGACACUACACAGCAAAUCCUAAUGGGCUAUGCAUAGAAUCAUGGGUGGCAUUGAUGAGGGAGGUUGAGAUGGGUGUUACAGAAGACUACAGAUUUAGAGAAAUAAAUGCAGUUCUCAUCCUAUGUUACCUAAGAGUCUCAAAUAGUAACUUCUCUGGAAUUAGACAAGAUAGUCUUUCUUACAGCUGUGCCUGAACAGAGUUUUUAUUCCAGCUGGAGCAGUGCAAGAAGCCAUCUCACCAUGUGAAAGACCAAACUAGGGGGAUUUUCAUUCCUAGAAUGAAGAGCCCCUCUGGAAGAAAGACGUGUAGUCAGGACAUCUCUUCUACAAACUCUAAUACUUCCUUUUUCCCUUGCUCCUGCAGUGAAAGGUAGACUGAAUUACGUAUCACUGGAUGGGUAUGAUCAACGUGCUGUACUGAGAGGAAGAGAAUUAUCCCAGGGAUAAGGGCUUCUUAGGCAUCCUUAAUGUCAGUGGUGUUAGCAAAGCUGAUGUUGAAGCAAGAAAUGAGGCAUUCUGAUGAAGUGAAAAUACCUUAAUAGUGCUUUGCUGAUACCUGCCUGGAACACAGCAGAUAUUAACAAUAAGCAUAUAUGUAAAAUACGAGAUUUCUUAAAUGUUUCUCUGUGUGCCAGCAGGGAUCAGCACUGAAAAGAACUUCCCUAAUUGUUAAGUUGGUGCAGAAUCCAAGAAGCUUAACUUCAUAUAACGUGGCAGUUUUCUCUUUACUUCAAGAUGUUAACAGAGUCCCUGGAUUGGUCUCACAUUUUGAUCAUAGGUGAACUGCCUCUUACUAUGAAUUAUUUAGUUCCCUCAUAUGUGAUAUGUACUGGUUAUAUAGGAUGCUGUUGAGUUAUAAAGCACUAUCAGCCUUAAAUAGCACAGAGAACGUAUCCCUUAGAAAUCAUCUUCUUUGUAAACGUACAACAAAUGCAGACUAUGGGAAUUUAUACCGUAUUUACUUGGAAGCAGGGACAUCUUCAUUAAAUCCU